UCUGGCUAUUGAACGUUCGAACCAUUGAACCUUCGAUCUAUAGAGCUGUGACCCUGUCGAGUCCUAACCGAGAUCAGUGACGAUAUUUCAGUGAUUACUAAAUUUGAGUCCAUUUAGUUUGAGUAAACUGUCUUCGUUUUGUAAUGCUACAUAAGUUGGUGAAAGCUGGACUUGCUGGGAUUCUUUUGGUAGGAAUUAUUCUGAUUCUCAUUUACACGAAUUCUGAAUCGCAAUGGAUGCCGACUCCAGACGAAGAACAAAGUGGAAACAUUACUAAGACACCAACAACAGGAAUAGCAAAUGUUAGUAAGCCAUCAACAAAACGAAUAGCACAUGCUACUAAACCAACGAUUGCACGAAUAGCAAAAGUAACUAAACCACCGAUUGCACGAAUAGCAAGAGUAACUAAACCACCAAUAAUGACACGAAUAGCAAAAGUAACCAAACCAACGAUGACAAGAAUAGCCAAUUUGACUAAAUCACCAACAACACGAACAGCCAGUGUAGCAACAACGCAACUAGCAAAGGUUACUAAGAAACCAAAGUGUAAACAUCCGGUUUUGCCAAGAUUUAUAUGUGUAGAAACACGAGGAAGGUUUGGAAAUCGUAUGUUCUCUUUCGCCGCAGCUUAUGGAAUGGCCACCCAUCUUAAUCGAACCAUGUUGGUGGAUCGUUCAACAUAUCUUAAUAACAUCUUCACCCUUGAUGCUAUGAUGGUGGACAAGUGUGUCUGCGGUGAAACAAAGCCGAAACAUUCCAAGAAGUGUUGCUCGUUUGACAAGGAUCUUUUAAAUCUUAAAUCAAGUGAAAAUUACAGAGUUGGACCUUUUCUUCAGUCUUGGAAAUAUUUCGAGUCCGUUGUGCCACAGAUCAAGAAACAGUUCACAUUCAAACGAGAAGUGUUCGAUAAAGCGCGAGAAAUAAUCACUAAAAUCAAGACUGAUUUCUUAAAGAAGCAUUAUGGAAUCAACGUUAAACUUUUUGGAGAAAAUAUUACAUUCGUUGGAGUUCACGUUAGGCGGGGUGAUGUUAUUGCGAACAAAAUUCUGAUUCGUAAAGGUUUCUCGGUCGCUCCUAAACAGUACAUAGAUAAAGCUAUGAUGUAUUUUAUUAACAACUUUACAGAUGUUCUGUUUUUGGUUUGUUCUGACAAUAUGAUGUGGACAACGAAAAACGUUAACCAUUCAAAUGUUGUAUACGUGCGAGGUAAUUCGCCGGAAGUGGACAUGAGCGUGCUUAGCCAAUGUAAUCACACGAUCAUUACCGUCGGCACGUUUGGCUGGUGGGCGGGAUUUCUGGCAGGGGGAACAACUCUGUAUUACAAACACCCUAUCAGAGAAGGUUCCCGAUUAAGAAAACAAUUCUCGGACGACUAUUCUGAUUAUUUUUAUCCAGGCUGGAUUGGAAUGGAAUAGAAUGACAUGUCUAUUCAGAAUUUCUCAUUAAUAGUAGCAAUAUAUAUAUUGUAUUUAUCAUAUAAUAUCUUACAUUUUCAGUGCAAUCAAAGUAU
This is a messenger RNA of Gigantopelta aegis, 1510 nucleotides long. Its product is annotated as galactoside alpha-(1,2)-fucosyltransferase 2-like. Bases 144 to 1415 code for a protein of 423 amino acids. Lineage: Eukaryota; Metazoa; Mollusca; Gastropoda; Neomphalida; Peltospiridae. Gene Ontology annotation, biological process: carbohydrate metabolic process. Gene Ontology annotation, molecular function: galactoside 2-alpha-L-fucosyltransferase activity. Gene Ontology annotation, cellular component: membrane. The record is from RefSeq and is a predicted model, not a curated record. The transcript is spliced from 2 exons.